UCCAACAAAACUCCACCAUCAUCAAGCAACAAGGAGGUUGAUAUAGCAACACAAAUUACAGAAAAUGAUUUACAUACAUACUUAUCAAAUGAAUCAUUUUAUUUUCUGAUAUGUCCAAAUUCCUAUCUUAUAUUGAUAUCAUUGUUUUUAAAUAAAAGUAUUUUACUCCAUCCGUAUGACUCAGUAUACUGUAAAUCAGUGGAACAGUGCAGUCGUUUACUCUUACAGUCCUCAACAUGGGUGUAAAGUGCCAAAUAUUAUUAGACAGAACUGAAGAUGGUGUGUUCAAAGCAGGAGAACUAGUGACAGGAACAUUGAAAUACUUCAUAGACAAACCAACGCAGUACAAAAUAAUAUCCAUGUGCUUUCUAGGAAAAGGAGAAUGUGAGUGGACUGAAACUGAUUCUAAUAAAAACACCGUUUAUUAUAGGAAUGAAGAGAAUUAUUUGAAUCUGACAGUUAAUAUAUUAAGUAACAGAGAAGAUUUUAUAUCAGGUGGUUUUGAGUACCCAAUCCGAUUCUUGCUGCCUAUUGAUAUACCGCCGUCCUUUAAUGAUGACACCUGCACCAUAGAAUACAAAAUCACGGUAUCAUUCAUGAAGGCAAACUCUAUGUUAAAGAAGGAGUUUGUCGUUGAAAUACCUGUGACCAGCUACGUGAACCCAUGCUCACUGGAACCAAUGAUAUUUGCUUUGAAAAAAACCCUCUCUUUUAGGAUAAACAACAAAAUUAACGUGAAAGGUGAAAUAAUUAAAACUUGUAUAACUCCUGGUGACAAUAUUCAUAUGAUAGUUACAGUGAAUAACGGUUCAAAUCUAGUUGUAUUUAUAAAAACUGAACUUAUUAAACGUUUGACUUAUAUAUCAAGCUGUAAUAAUAAGGAACAUAAUGAAGAAGUCAUAAAAAAUACAAGUACAAUAGCUUCUGUAGCUGCAAAUGGAGUUGCAAAUCUUGUAUGUGUAGUCCCGACAUAUCAUAAUCUAUGUUCCAUACAACAUACUAAAGUGAUGACAGGUGAAUACAAAAUCAGGCUUACAGUUAAAGUGCCUUUUCCUCAUAUCAAUGCUGUGUUAGAUAUACCGGUGGCUAUUGGUCCAAGAAAACAUGAGUUCAUAGCACCAGCUGCAGUUUACUACCAAUAUAAUAGAGAACAACCAUCAUGUUCAGUAAUGUCUGCAUCUAAUGAUAAUUAUGCGAACAAUGAUCAAAGCGAGGAAUGUUCUGCAAAAUACUUAAAUAAAGAUGUUGAGAUCGAUAUGCAAAAAGUCAAUGAAGAAAUAGCAGAAUUUAAUAAUAUCCCACUUUUACAAAACAAUGAAAGAUUUAAUGACAAACAUGUCGAUUGGCUUGAAUCAAAUGAGGACAAAGAUUUUGAAGAGUACGAUAAUCACAACAAAGAACUAGAAGCUAGGUGAAAAACAAAGAACCUUUAUUCGGAAAGGACAGACAGAGAUUAAGAUAAAGUAAUAAAUAACACUAAUGUCAGAAUAGUAAGAUAGACUGAUGUUAUUUUAAGUGUAUUA
Spodoptera litura is the source of this 1523-nucleotide messenger RNA. RefSeq lists its product as uncharacterized. NCBI's taxonomy places the organism in Eukaryota, Metazoa, Arthropoda, Insecta, Lepidoptera, Noctuidae. Gene Ontology annotation, biological process: protein transport. Gene Ontology annotation, cellular component: cytoplasm. The record is from RefSeq and is a predicted model, not a curated record.